Thunnus maccoyii (southern bluefin tuna) is the source of this 3817-nucleotide messenger RNA. It is a transcript of the gene kif23, whose product is annotated as kinesin family member 23. Gene Ontology annotation, molecular function: microtubule binding; ATP hydrolysis activity; ATP binding. Gene Ontology annotation, biological process: microtubule-based movement. The coding region runs from base 253 to 3273 and encodes 1006 amino acids. The transcript has 24 exons. The record is from RefSeq and is a predicted model, not a curated record. Gene Ontology annotation, cellular component: nucleus; microtubule; kinesin complex. Lineage: Eukaryota; Metazoa; Chordata; Actinopteri; Scombriformes; Scombridae.
UUUCUUAGACUGUUUCAUUAGUCAGCAACAUCGGUUUUAACCGGUUUUAUCUGAUGACUUCUUCAUAUUUGAAUGUGUCUUAUCUCUAUAAAAGGCUCAGCAGUGAAGGCGGAAACACGUGUCCUGCUGUUCUGAGAUCUUAUUGGCUGCAGCGGCUCGUUUUGAAAAGUCUUAUGACUUGAGGCGGAGCGGAGGGAAAGUUCAAAAUUGUAACAACAGGAACGGUAAAAACCACGAGAGAUAACAGCUACAAUGAUCAGGCAGGCGAAGGGUAAAACCCCCCGCAGGCCUCCUCCAAAAAAGCCUUCCAGCAACCAGAAAGACCCGGUUGGGGUGUACUGCCGUGUGCGACCUUUGGGUGCGGAAGAUGAGGAGUGCUGCAUUGAGGUGAUCAGCAGCAGCACCAUCCAGCUACACGCCCCUGAUGGCUUCAAAACAAACCGAAAUGGAGAGUACAAAGAGACGCAGUAUUCCUUCAAAAAAGUCUUUGGAGUUUCAGUAUCUCAGAUGGAGCUGUUUGAGUAUGUUGCCAAACCUCUUGUUGAUGACCUCAUCCAUGGAAAAAAUGGUCUGCUCUUUACGUAUGGAGUCACAGGAAGUGGAAAGACGUUCACCAUGACUGGCUCUCCAGGCCUGGGUGGACUUCUACCUCGGUCUCUUGACAUGAUAUUCAACAGCAUAGGACCAUACCAGGCCAAAAGAUAUGUUUUCAAGACAGAUGAUAAAAAUGGCAUGGAUGUCCAGAGUGAAGUCGACGCAUUGUUGGAGCGCCAAAGACGGGAUAAUAACCUGUCUGCUCCUAAAUCUUCCUCCUCCAGACAAAAACUUGAUCCUGAAAUUGCUGACAUGAUUAAGCCGGAGGAGGCCUCUAAAGCAGACGGUGUGGACGAGGACAGCAGCUACGGCGUCUUCGUCUCCUACAUAGAAAUCUACAACAACUACAUCUACGAUCUCCUUGAGGAAACUCAGGAAGACGUAAUCAAGCCAAAGUGGAAUGGUGGAGGCACACCUAUGCGCCAGAACACUGACUUUAUACCACCUCAAUCUAAAAUCCUCAGAGAGGAUCAGAACCACAACAUGUAUGUGGCCGGUUGUAUGGAGGUUGAAGUCAAGUCUCCUGAGGAGGCAUUUCAAGUAUUUUGGAGAGGUCAGAAGAAGAGGAAGGUUGCCAACACCCGGCUGAACAGAGAGUCCAGCCGCUCCCACAGUGUGUUCAUCAUUAAACUGGCUCAGGCUCCCCUUGAUGCAGAUGGCGACACGAUUCUCCAGGAUAAGAACCAGGUGAGUGUUAGUCAGCUGUGCCUGGUGGACUUGGCAGGAAGUGAGCGCACCGGUAGGACGGGAGCAGAGGGCACCCGAAUACGUGAAGCAGGUAACAUUAAUCAGUCCCUGCUGAAUCUGCGGACGUGCAUUGAGAUACUGCGAGAGAACCAAAUGUGUGGCACAAACAGGAUGGUCCCCUACAGAGACUCUAAAGUAACCCAUCUGUUCAAGAACUACUUUGACGGAGAGGGCAAAGUCAAAAUGGUGGUCUGUGUCAAUCCCAAGGCUGACGACUACGAGGAAACCUUGCUUGUGAUGCGGUUUGCGGAGAUGACCCAGGAGGUGGAAGUGGCGCGGCCAGUGGACAGGCCCAUCUGUGGCUUCACACCAGGCCGCCGUCAUAGAAACCAGGCCUUUAAAGAGGAACUGUCUCGCAAGUUGGAGGAGCGUGGUGGUCCAAUAAACAGAGAUAUGUCCUCUGUUAUAAACCACCUGGUGCAAAGCCUCCCACCUCUACCCUCCUCUGAGCUGACUGACCCUCACGAUGACAUCACCCUGCCCAGGCUGAUCGAAGCUCUGCACAACAGAUACAGGAUCAGGCAGAUGAUGAUUGAAGAAUACAACAAAGCAGCCAACAUGAUGAAGUCUAUGCUUCAGGAGCUGGACGGCAACCUUGCUUCCAAAGGCGAUUAUAUUCAUGAACAAAAUGGCAAACUAGCAGAGAAGGAUAAAAUCAUCCAGAACAACAAGGCUGAGAUUGAACGCUUGGAGAAGAAAAACAAGAUGCAAGAACACAAGAUCGACAUCCUGCAGAAAACUACCAAAAUCUAUGAGGACGACAAGCGUUCACUGCGGCAUGAGCUGGACACCAGAGAUCAGAGGCUAAUGAGGGAGCAGUCUGACAAGAGACGCAUGGAACAACGCAUGCACGGCGUCGUCACAGACACACAGCACAAGUGGGAAAAAGAAUGUGAAAGACGCGUUAAUGCGAUGCAGCUUGAGAUGCAAAACAAGCUCUGGGUGAAAGACGAGAAGCUGAAGCAGCUUAAGGCCAUCGUAACAGAGAGCAAGACGCCAGGUCGCCCUGAACCUCCACCGCAACAGACGCAGCCUAAGCGGCCCUCCAGAGAGGAACGCCUCCCUGCAAAGAGAUCAGCCUCACCCUCACCUAUUCCUUUUUUCCACUUUGCCCCCCAGUCCCCUGUUUAUUCUCCCUCUGUGGGACCAGUGCCAGGGUCACAGCCAGUCAGUGCCAGUAGAGUUGAGGAGGUUGAGAUGAACCCAAGGCCCGCCUGCCCCAUCCCCCGCAGCAGUUGCUCUAUGUCUGUGGCUAGCAGCAUCUCUGCAUGGGAGCAGCGGGGAUCCCAGAACAGCAAGCAGGCAUAUCAUUCCCCCAGUACACCCACAAGAACCCAGUCCCCAGCAGCCCCCUCAGCCAGCCGGGCCAGGAGGAGAGCUAUUUAUUGUGCUAGAGAAGAAGAAGCCCGGACACCCUCCCCUACAUUUGACGUAGAUCUAUUUGAGAGAAGCUACAGGACGACGACUCCGGUUCGGCCGCUGCACCGUCGUUCCCGCUCUGCUGGUGGAGAGAAGUGGGUGGACCACAAGCCCUCCUCCAACCUGGACUUGGGUACAGUUUUGCAGCCCGUCAUCCCCAAUGCCAUCCAAGUGUCUGCCCCCAGUGAGAAGGCCCUGUCCAAGUGUGACAGAUAUGUGUUAACGCACCAGGAAGUUGCUUCUGAUGGCGAGAUACAGACCAAACUUAUUAAGGGCGAGGUGAUCAAAACCAGAGGAGGAGGACAGGCUGUCCAGUUCACUGACAUCGAGACGCUGAAACAGGAGCUCACCACUGUCCCAAGCCGCAAGAGAAGAUCCUCAGAAGGCACCCCUGCUAAUGGAGAUCGAACUGAUGUGGAGAAGAGGUGCUCCGUGGCUUUGGAGAUGAGGGCUGGAUCAAACAUGGGUCCUGGUUAUGAGCAUCAUGGAAUCACCAAGCGCAGAAAACCGUAAGCUCAGCUGGCAGCUGCUCUACUGGUCACUCCCUGAUAUCCUCACCUGGCUGUUGUGCAAUAGUCUGAAAUCUUUUAUAUUUCUCUCUAGUGAAACUAUUUAAACAUUUUCCAUGCUUUUUUUAUGUAUGCAAAAGUGUAUAUACAAGGGUCACCAAAGUCAUUUUUUAAAAAUAUUUUAUAUAUUGUGUUUGAACCUAUAAAAAACAAGUGUUAUUUGAAUCAGUCAAGGAUGGUGGCAAAUAUUUAGUUACUGUUACCCUGCUGCUGAAAGGAUCUGUUUGUGUGUGUAAAAUAGUCACAUUUGUUACUUGGCACAUGUGGAAUUCAUUCAUCAUUGCACAUAAGAGAAGUUGUUGUGAUAUUGGUUUGGUUUACUACAUACUGUCUGCUGGAAUAAUAGUGAGCUUCAAAUUAAGACUUUUAACAAUCUGUUCAUUUUGAAUUUCUUUCUUCAUAUAUAAAAUGUGCUUCUGCCAUUGAUAAACUGAGCUCUCCUUCCUUCACCGUACACUCCAGGGGAAUAAAAUUCCUUUGAAACACCA